Dovyalis caffra is the source of this 321-nucleotide messenger RNA. Lineage: Eukaryota; Viridiplantae; Streptophyta; Magnoliopsida; Malpighiales; Salicaceae. The record is from the annotation of a GenBank genome assembly.
AUGGUUUAUCUUGCCGAGUCUAAACAGACGGAUCGUGGUUGUAUUAAGCAACCCAUAAGAGCUAACGGGCCCUCAUCCCAUCCGGCAUUUCGGACGUUGUUAUUUAAAAGCAAGAACAAGCAUAACGAAUGGAAAGCUAAGGUGAAGGAGUUCCUGCAACGCUUGUCCGCUUCGGUGAACACGGAAUCAAUAGUUGCUACAAUGCUUGACAAGCCCCCCUUAAUGCGUCCGUACAAUAUGUGGCUCAACGAAGAAGGACCCCGAGUCCUCUUCAUUCUCCGAGCUACAAGAAGAACUACGAGGAAAAAGAUAGCAACAUGA